Messenger RNA from Pipra filicauda (Wire-tailed manakin), 1062 nucleotides. Its product is annotated as olfactory receptor 10A4-like. Gene Ontology annotation, molecular function: olfactory receptor activity; G protein-coupled receptor activity. Gene Ontology annotation, biological process: G protein-coupled receptor signaling pathway. The record is from RefSeq and is a predicted model, not a curated record. NCBI's taxonomy places the organism in Eukaryota, Metazoa, Chordata, Aves, Passeriformes, Pipridae. Gene Ontology annotation, cellular component: membrane.
AUGUACCUCAGUACUUUGGUGGGAAACAUCGUCAUCAUCACAAUCACUAUGGUAGAUGCUGCCCUUCACUCUCCCACGUAUUUUUUCCUGAAGAACUUUUCCUUCCUGGAGGUUAGCUAUACCACAUCCACCAUCCCCAAGACGCUUGAACUUUCUCACAAAGAGGAAGAACAUAUCUUUUGGGGCUGUGCCACACAGAUGUAUGCUUUCUCCCUCCUCGGGAUGACAGAAUGCUGUUUGCUGGCUGCCAUGGCCUAUGACCGCUAUGUGGCCGUAUGCCAGCCUCUGCACUACACGACCACGAUGAGAUGGAACACGUGCUUCUUGCUUUCAGCUGUGCCUUGGCUUACCGGGGUCUUGGUGGCCUUAGUGCAGACAACUUUCGUCUUUACCCUUCCAUGCUGUGGUCCCAAUGGGAUCAAUCACUUCUUCUGUGACCUGCUGCCUCUGCUUAAGUUGGCUUGCGUGGCCACCUGUAAAAAUGAAAUCACCACCGACGUAAUAGCUGUCCUCUUCAUCAUAGUCCUCUUCUUAUUCAUAGUUGUGUCAUAUAUCCAGAUUCUCCACACCAUCUUCAAGAUACCAUCAGUGAAGGGCAAGGGAAAAGCAUUCUCUACCUGCUUUUCUCACCUAGUCGUGGUCACUCUGUUUUACGGACCUGGCACUGUGACCUACUUGAGACUCAAAGCUUCUUAUUCAAGCAGCAGUAGCAAAUUGUUUUCUCUUUCUUACACACUGUUGUCUCCAAUGAUGAACCCCUUGAUUUACAGCUUGAGGAACAAAGAAGUGAAACAAGAGGACCAGAACCUCGACCAGACUGCAACCACCACUCUCGACCGGACUGUGAUCACCGCUAUCGACCAGACUGCGGUCACCACCCUCGACCGGACUCUAUAUAUAUAUAUUUACUGCUGGCCUUUCUACACGUUGCCUCUGGGCAAGGUAGUGGCUGUGUUCCACACCAUGGUUUUUCCCCUUAUCACCCCCAUGAUCUACACCCUGAGGAACAGGGAGAUGUUCAGUGCCAUGAAAUGUUUGUUGGUGCACUACUUUCUGGAGAGA